Messenger RNA from Zychaea mexicana, 168 nucleotides. RefSeq names its product homeobox domain-containing protein. Gene Ontology annotation, biological process: cell differentiation; regulation of transcription by RNA polymerase II. The annotation marks the transcript as partial. The record is from RefSeq and is a predicted model, not a curated record. The transcript has a single exon. Lineage: Eukaryota; Fungi; Mucoromycota; Mucoromycetes; Mucorales; Lichtheimiaceae. Gene Ontology annotation, molecular function: RNA polymerase II cis-regulatory region sequence-specific DNA binding; DNA-binding transcription factor activity, RNA polymerase II-specific.
AAGCAUCGAAGACGUACUUCGCGAGCACAGUUCCGAGUUCUCGAAGCUGAAUUUGAGGAGAAUCCAAAGCCCAGCGCUAGCAAACGCCAAAUUCUUGCCGAAAAGCUGUCAAUGACGCCCCGAGGUGUUCAAAUCUGGUUUCAGAACCGUCGAGCCAAGGCCAAGCAA